This is a messenger RNA of Prinia subflava (tawny-flanked prinia), 3069 nucleotides long. RefSeq names its product lateral signaling target protein 2 homolog. The coding region runs from base 818 to 2566 and encodes 582 amino acids. Lineage: Eukaryota; Metazoa; Chordata; Aves; Passeriformes; Cisticolidae. The record is from RefSeq and is a predicted model, not a curated record. Gene Ontology annotation, molecular function: metal ion binding. The transcript has 12 exons. Gene Ontology annotation, cellular component: early endosome membrane. Gene Ontology annotation, biological process: negative regulation of epidermal growth factor-activated receptor activity.
UGGCUGAUAACAGAGCCGGGGGCUGUGGGAUACACUGGAAACCCAAACACCCAGGCCAGUUCCACACCUGCACCCGUCUGGCUCAGCCUGGGCACUGCCAUGACUCAGGGACUUUCUGAAGCCGAGGACAUACCGCCGCCGUGUUUGUUCAACAAUCCUCCACGGAUUUUUUACGAAUGAAUCCACCCCAUUAGGCUUUCAGCCACCUGAAUUAUCGGCACCCACAUCCUGUGGCCAGCAGUGCCAGGUCUGGAGCAAACACGUCCUUUGGCACAGCCGGGGCUGUUUGCUGCGCCCAACAUCCUGAAUAUGUCCUCGGGACCUCUUCUUGGCUGCUUGAUUCCUCUUUGUCCCACCGAGGGGCCACUUUUCCCCCCUUCCCACUGCAUUACCCCGCUCCGAACUCCAUGCCCUGCAUAGUAAAGAUGCCUGCGGGUGUUUCUCCUGAUGUUUCCUACCACUCCAGGAAUGUUCGGGAGACUGUGGGAAGCGCUGGGGUCCCUGUUCCCGGAAGGCUGGACUGCGGGGAGGGAGGAACCGGGAGAGGCUAGCCGGGGAUGCAGUCAGGAAUUUGAGACAGGAACCUAGACAGGGAAGGAAAGCCGGCGGUGAAACCCAUCCCGCCUCACGGCAGACGCACCCUCUCCCUUCCCAUCGCAAAGAACCGGUCCGUCGAGGAGCGGACGGGUCGUCCCGGUGCUGGGACUGGGCGGACAGCGCUCCGGUCCGCCCCCCGGGCGGUGCCCGGUGCCGGCCCGCCCCGUCGGCGAGCGGCGGGCGCGGGGAGCCGGGCGGCGGCAGAGCUGCGGGACGCGCCAUGCUGCCCGCUGCCCUCCGCCGAUGGCUCCGCCGACCCAAGCGCUCCGACCCACGCCUGCUCUCGCAGUUCUUCUUUGCCGACGAGAGGGUGACGCGGGUGGUGGCCGAGAUCAACGGGCUGGAUGCCGAGCUGGACCCGCAGCAGUACCUGGUGCUCCUCAACCAGCUCCACCUGAGCCAGGCUCACCUGCUGGCCGUCCUGGAGCGGAUCAUGGAGGAGUGCAUCCCCACACAGCGGCACAGCCGGGACUACCUGGUCAAGUUCCCCGAGGAGCUCAUGGUGGACAAUUUGGGGAACCACAUGCUGUUUGCUGCCGAGUGUCUCCUGGCCGGGACCUUCCUGGAGAUGGAGGAGUCAGAUGGGGCACAGCUGCGGCCCCAGGCCAGGAAUCUACUGUGCAGCCUGGAGCUGGUCCGGACUGUGCUGCGGGAGCAAAGCCUGAGCCAACCCAACUCCUACCCAGAGCCUGUCCGGACUGUGCUCAUCCAAUUUGACCAGCUCUUUGCAGAGUUUGAGCUGAGCUAUGUGUCCUCGCUGGUGGCAGUGAAGUCUCCUGAUGAGAUCUACAGGCAGCAGGAGAUCAUCGUGCUCUUCUGUGAGACAGUGGAGAGAGCCUUGCACCUGGGCUACCUGACCCAGGAGAUGAUUGAUGGCUAUGAACCACUGCUGAUGUUCACCAUCCCUCGCCUGGCCAUUAUCAGCGGUCUCCUCAUCUAUCCUGAGGGUCCCCUCAGCCUGGAGCGGAGCCCUGAGCAGAUGUCCCGGGUCUUCAGCCCCUUCUACAACCUCCUGAAGAAGAUCAGGGACCUGUUGCGGGUGCUGUCAGCAGAGGAGCUCUGCCUGCUGGAGAGGAGCCUGUGCACAGCUGAACAGGAGGAUCCCUGCAGUCCAGACACGUCCCCAGCUGGGGGGGCAGCUGUGCCCAGUGUGGACCCCCCUGCUCCCUUCAGUGUUCUGGAUGUCCCUAAUGCCACCCAACCACCCCCCACCUGCACAACACAACUGGAACCCCCCAGCGCAGUGGAUGACCUGGGCACCAAACGGCAGCAGGGGUGUGCAGUGGGCAGGGAACAGGGCCAGGAUGGCAAAUCCCUGUCCACUGGGACAGGGAUAUCUCAUACCAUCCCUGGUGUAAUGGUCACCUCCCCCCUGCGCAGCCCCCAGCCCCUUGGGAGCAGCCCAGGGAUGGGGGUUGAUGCCACCCCAGGUGCCCGCUGCUCGGAGCUGCGCUCCCGCUACAGCAGCACCAAAGACAUGCUGCACACCCUCUUCGUCUGCAUCUCAGGGGUGGCUGAUCAGCUCCAGACCAACUUUGCCAGUGACAUGCGAAGCAUCUUGAAAACAGUCUUCAAGAUCGUGUGCUCGCAGGCGGAGCCCUCGGAGGAGCAGAGUGACAGCAAGGAGAAAGAUAGUGACUCCUGUGUGACAGAUGCUCCUCACGUGGCUGACUGCCCACUGUGCUCCAGCCCUGCAGAGGCUGCCAGGCUCCGGAGGGCAGCAGGUGCUCGCCACCUGCCCGAGUGGGUGCCGGACAGCACGUGCAGCCAGUGCUCUGCCUGCCGCUCGCCCUUCACCCUGCUACGCCGCCGGCACCACUGCCGCAGCUGUGGGAAGAUCUUCUGUGCCCGCUGCUCACGGAACACCGCAGUGCUGCCCCACCAUGGCCAGACAAAACCCGUACGUGUCUGCACCCACUGCUACAGCAGACACCUCCCGCCCACAUCCCGCUGUGCCCGGAGCCACUGAGAGCCCCUCUGCCACAUCUGCAUCACAGGAGGCCACACAGCUGGGCCGCUCCGGGGCUGCCGAGCAGCACCUCGGCCCCGUGACUCUCCUCAGAGCUUGGUGGGCAUGGCGGCAGGACCCCCCCACAAUGGUGUUAGGCUUCCCCCCGACGCACUGGGGCAGGACCCCACACACGGUGGCAUCCCAUACGGAGUGAUGAUGGGUGCAGGACCGCCUCUCCUGGCCCACCGUGGCCUGCUGUGCUUUUGGUGAGCUGCCUGCUGCUGCCGUGCACCUGCCCCCCGGCUAGAAAUGUGCUUCGUGGUGGUUUUUUUUCAGGUGAACUUUGGCUGCUGUUGGGCCCGGGGCAGAGUCUCCCCCCGGGGCCUGGCCUGAGAUGGUGCAAACAGCCCUCACAUGACAGCGGGUGCCCCGGGGCCGCCCGUGCCGUGCCCGGGAGCUGGGGCCCGGCGCUCCCCUUCCCUCCCUAUCGCCUCCACCCGAUGAAUUUUAAUAAAGCGAUA